Messenger RNA from Haemonchus placei, 1485 nucleotides. The record is from the annotation of a GenBank genome assembly. Lineage: Eukaryota; Metazoa; Nematoda; Chromadorea; Rhabditida; Trichostrongylidae.
AUGCGAACUAAACCAGUAGUCACGUUGCUUGUAUUGUAUUGUCUUAUGCGCGAUCAGCAUACCAGUUCCGUAAGAAAUCAGCGCUUACUGAUAUCCCAUAUAAAAGUCCUUUGUACAACAUAUCGGGCUGUCCUGGGAUUUAUUGCUUUUCGAGCAGCAGCAGGCCACUAUGCGUUAUUUGCAGUGGACCAUUCUGUCCUUAUGCGUACUCUUAACGCAGUCCUUAUACGGGUUAUUCUUCUUUAAUUUGGAUAAUUAGAAGAUUUUCAAUCAGCUCAAUCAGUUUGAUUUAAACUACUCCUCUUAAUUUACCGGGACUACGAGUUUUACCAAGAGGGAAGCGCUGCUAUUCCGAUACCUCCACCAUAUCAUAGCCGACCACAAGAUUCCGAAUCCUGAAACGACUUCGGUGAUUUUAGCUUAGCGCUUUACAAAAACCUUGGACUAUAAACGACGAUGGAGAGUGCCAGGCGUGCUUCGUUCGUAGCUAUUUUAUUGCUCAAGAAUGCUUUAUGAAUCUGGGCUAUCUGUACGAGAAGCUUGUCACUGGAUCAUUUCACUCUCUCUUUCUUUCUCUUUCCAUCCCUCUCUAUUGAUAAUCGGUAUCUUCUUUUCACCUUUUACCACUCUGUGAUGUUAUAGCAACGAUUACAAAGAAGUGGAUGGUAUAGUAAGGUUGUACAAGGAAUUACGGGUGCUAGCUUACGUUCAAUAUGAAUUCGGAACUUUCGAGAUAACCUAGACUGCAUGCUCAGUAAUGGUAGGAUGUCGGAAGAGGGGACCAACAUGGAUCAAAAGUAGGAUCGCCGGUGCUCACAGUAAGAGAAUCGUAAAAACCAUCGGCGACCUGAAAACCCUUCAGAGCACUGGAAAUACGGGUGAGAGCUAGGGGUUGAUUUCACUGCGCAUUCGCUGAUAUUUUCUAAUGUGCCGUGCUUGUUUACCUUCAAAAAUCCAAUUUAAUUACAUCCUACCGUAAUUAUGUGCAAGUUCGCGACAGGGGUUCUAUCAAUCCUUUCUGAACUGUGGCGACCUCAAGGUAUUGUGCCCUUCAGAAAUCACGGCCUUCGAUGAAGAGUUUCUCCAAAGGCACAUAAAUUCAUUUGCAGAGCUAGCCCAGUAUUUCUCGACCGAUCCGCCAAAGAUACCUUCAGUGAUAAGCUCAGGUCCUUACCUUAUCCGUAAAGCAGAACAUUCAAGCUCUUCCAUGGAUAAUGCUUCUUCUGAAAGCGGAAUGUCCCAUCCAUUCCGAUAGCUGACUUUGUUGGAAUAAAGGAUAUGGGAUAUAUGGUUAUUGUUAGUUGUUAGGCGAGUACCCUUUGGUUUCCCUAACAACUAACAAUAUCCGUAUAUCUGGAACCAGGAAAGGGACCAAGUCUUCCCCAAAUCGAAGUUUUUUCUUUCUCACUUCUUCUAUUAAUCAAAAAGAUAUUACUCGAAACUAAUCCCAACCUCACGGCAGGCCCAUUUUUAUGUAUUCUAUGA